Amyelois transitella is the source of this 8018-nucleotide messenger RNA. RefSeq lists its product as uncharacterized. The coding region runs from base 544 to 4656 and encodes 1370 amino acids. The record is from RefSeq and is a predicted model, not a curated record. The transcript has 12 exons. Lineage: Eukaryota; Metazoa; Arthropoda; Insecta; Lepidoptera; Pyralidae.
UGCAUCGCGCGUCGACGUAUUGCGUUGCGCGUAUCACCCAACAAAUCGUUUAUUUAUAAAUCGAACGAUGAUUACGAACGAAUGAUACAAAUUGUGCUUGCUCGGAUAAAACAUUUGAAAAUUGAACAUAGGAAUGGGAUUUGACAAUAUCGGUUAUUACGUAACCGUAUUCUGGAUUAUACUUAUGGAAUAUCGAUUCUAGCCAGUGCGAAACUCGAUUUAUAGGGCGAUUUGAAGUCACUAUGUCUAGGUCACGAUUCGCAAUGGGAUAAACUUGUAGCUUUGUUUAUCUUAUCGUACGGUGCAAUUAUUUGUUGUGAUUCUACGUCAAUCGAAUCAAAUGUGAAUGAAUUUUAAAUUAGUGAUAGUUGUAUCGAAUACGUAAGAAUAGUGUUUACGUGUGUAGGUCUAUUGUUUUCAGUAGUGUCUUGUAGGUGUAGUGUUGUUAAGGAAGUGAUAAGUGUAGAUUCUACGUAACACUUAACCGUGUGAAUUUUGUAUUUGUUGAGUUUCUCUUAGUGAUUGGAAAAAGUUUAUGAGAAAAUGUUCGGCGUUCUCAUGAAACGGUGGAAACCAAAAAGAACAUCAAACAACGAGAAAGAUGAAAGCCCUUGCACAGAUGGCAACGUGUCUCCGGAACCGCCCGACCGUCCUCCUGGGAAGGUCCGCCAAAUACACCCCGAAGAAAAAACUCAAGUGCUCGCUUACGACUCCUCUUACCGCAGAAAGUCUAAACCGAGUUCAUUGCCUCUAGAGGAAAAUCAUUACAAUCAUUUGGUGAAUACAAACGUUGCGAUGACACCUCUUUAUCCAUUGACACCAAACAUUUGUGUGGAAGGUGGUAAAAUUGAGUUUAUCAAGUCGCCGCCGAGCAGUGCUAGAAACAGCUUGGCGAUGGUGUCGCCCCCACAAACGCCGCUUUUGGCGCGAAGAGGUUCGCGUGACAAGCGUGAUGCUCGGAUUUAUGACGAGCACACUGAGAAGUUCGACGGUGAUAAGGAGCUUCUAGAAAAGCGAAUAAAGCAGCUUGAAGCGCAGUUAGAAGAAGAGAAGAGAAGGACGCAGAGGGAGAAAAUGGCGGUCACAAAGCUACAGAACAAACUUAUUAAGCGCGAGGGUGCGGCUCGCAGCGAUGCGGAGCGCGAGAGGCGCGCGCGCGGCGACUGGGAGGCGCGGGCGCGCGCCGCUGAGGCCGACGCAGCGCGGCUCGCUGGCAAGCUGCAUGCUGCACAACGAGAGAUCGCCAGGAUGGAGGAGACCGUGCGAUCGCUGUUGCAGUACAAGACUCGUGUGGAGACUUUGAAGCAAGAGAAGGCUUCACUCUCUUCAGCCCUGGAGGCGUCGGCGACCCACUACCAAAGUCAGCUGUCCGCGCUGACGGCUGAAAACGAGCGACUCCGCGGGCAACUGUCAGCACUCUCCGCCGGGCUGGGGGGUGACCACGAGCGCAGGCUGGACGACGUGGCACAGCAGGUCGUCAGGGCUUUGCUUUCACAAAAGAGCGUCCGCGAGGAGUUGGGAUGUGCUCGUGCGAGGGUCCGGGAGUUGGAGGCGCAGAACCGGGCGCUGAGUGCUCUCCUCGUGAGGCAACUACGACCGCAGCCCAGGCCUUCUCCGGCCACGCCACACACGCCUGCAACACCUCAUACACCGAGAGAUUUACAAGUGCACCUGGUGGACGUCGGCUCCUGCGGUUCUUUAGUCUCGUUUCGGGAUUCCCCGCCGCCCGCGCCCCCUGUCCCACACCCGCACCCCCUCAGCCAGGACGAUAAGAGGAGGCACCAGAUACUCACUGAUAUCUGGACAGAACUCAAAGGUUUGGAAGUUACUCCAGCUAACCUAGCCCGUGCCCUAUCAGCAGUCGAUCCAACACUUUGGGCAGCGCCUGCAAGACCAGCCACUCUCAGCCUCAACAUGCCUCAGCCUUGCACCAACCCUGUUCGCGGUACUGAUGAAGAAAAAGUGAUUGAAGAAGAAAGCGGAGAGCAAGGUGAAGCGGGCGCAGAAUCUCCAGAAAGCGGCGCAAAAGAUGAAGGCUACUCCACAAUGUCUAGCGAUGUUCAAGCAGACGCUUCGAGGCAAAGCGAUCAUGCUGCCGAUCGAGCCUUGCCAGACUUAAAUGAAGCUUCGGACGAAACUGACAAUCAAACUAUUGUAUCUAUCAAUCCUAGAGAAUCUCGUCGUCAUGCGAGACUAAUGGCAGAAGCUGAUUACAUUUAUUUUCCAAUUGGCAUCGCAUUUGCUGGUGUCAGAGGAAGCUAUCCACCAUCACGACCCGUUCUACCAUUUCAACACGUCGUGCGUAGUUUUUCCGAUUCUCAUCUCUGCCUAAAACUGUUGACUGGUACGACCUGUCCUUCAAGCUGUUUAGAUAGUCCUACUCCCAGUUCUGGGGUUUUAGUAUUAGAUCUCAAACCUGCACCCGAGCGACCGUUAAGAAGACCCGCAAUAGCUUCCACUACAAGUUCUGAAAGAGUCUCAUGGGGAAGCACUGUAGAUGAAAGAGCUGAAGGUUCUCAAUACGAUGCAGAUUAUGUUCAACAUUGGCUUGAACUUGACGAUGCUCGAUCAGCCUUACAACAAAGACAUCGAGAUUUAGCUGAUUUAGAAUAUGACAGAGCAGAACUCGAAGACUGGAGCUUAUCACUAUCAUGUGAAGAUCUUAGAGAUAGACAAUCACCAUUUGCUGAAAUAGCUACGCCAGGGCAAAUAUCAUUAUCGACGUUGCCAAGUAUUAGAGAAGAUGAUGCUUUAGAAUUAGAAGAAGACGUUGGUGAUUGUCUUUGGAAUGAUUGUGGGUUUGCAACUGUGGAAAUUGAUGAAUGUAGAAUAGACGACCCAAAUACCUCUGAUAAAAGAUGGGAAUGUUCCGGAACACAUUCCCCUGGUGGCUCUUGGUCCAGUACUCAGUCUGAUGUUCCAGACAAAAGGUCUAGUACUGCAUUGAGUGAAGAUGGUGAUUGUGCAAAUAUAGGCGUUGAUUUUACACGUGAUUUUUAUCGACUUGUUAAAUAUGAAAGUACUAAAAGUUUAGCAUCAAACUCGUCCAGAGGUAUACCUGCACCAGAUCUCAUGCCCGGAAAUAAUUUAAGAGUUCAUGAUGUACAAGCCAUGGCUUUACAAGAUCGUGAGCAUGCACUUCAAAAUGUGCUUCAUUUUAUAGCAGAACAGCAAAAGUACUGCCGUGAUAGAGAAGAAUCCGAUUCAAUGUCUUCACGACCAGUAUCUGAGAUACGUGAGUUACCUCCUCCUUAUGCAGCUGCUGAUUUUGAUGAUGAUUCUGUAGGACCGCGUAGCGAAGUUUCAGAAGACCGACUUAGACCAGACUCGUUUAGUAGUUUUUCUGAAAAUGAUUCUUGUGAUGUUGUCUCAAUCGACAGACUUAAACAUAUUCAUUGUGAUACAGUUUCCGAUCCAAGGUCUACGCCAAGAUUUAUAGAACGUGAAGAUCCAUACGCAGAAUCAGGUGAUUAUUUCGACGACAUGUUGCGAAUCGAAAAUACUGAAAAUGAAAUUGAUGAGCAUCAUCUUUUGAAAGUGCAAAGGAAAAACGAGAUAAACAAAAGUAUUGACAUAAGUAUUUCCGCCGACGAAGAUCAUUCAGCACCUCAGUUAAAAGAUGAAAGUGAAAUUGAUUCUAGUCGGAAUAUAGAACACAAUUCUGCGCUAAAAGAAAACACUGUUAAUAUAAUGUUAAAUAAACAGGGGACGAUAAUCGAAAGGGUAGAAAUAGAGACUGCUUUAACUAAAUCGACAAGUUUAACGUUCCCAACUACGGAAACGGAAAUGUCUCUUGUUGAUGAAGUUCUGAGUGCAUGCAGAAGAAGUACGGUGGCUUUAGUUACUGUUCCUGAAGAGGAGGAAAAUUCUUCACCUGAAACAAGUUCUCCUCAAAUGACUGAAUCGAACACAACAAGUACUUCUACAGCUGAAACUGUGAUAGUAAGUAAUAAGAACGAAACGGCUCAAAAAGAAAUUAGGCCUAAAAGUGAAAAAAGUCGAAUACCAACUUUGAUGGGUGGAAAAAGACCCCCGUCUUCGCCUAAUAAAAUUAGAUCGAAAAUACCUGUGGCAGGGAAAUUGCGUCCGGAAACCACUCAGCCUGUUCCAGAGCCAAUCAUAGUUAAACAAGAUCAGACACUAAGUUUUCAUGAAGCUGCCACAUCUAAAGAUGUCAUCGAAGAACUGAACAGGAUGAUCCGUCAAAACGAUGCCACGACGACGGGCUCAGAAGUCAGAACAGAAGAUCGAAAAGAAAAAUCGCUCGCUCAUAAAGACAACGCGUUGUGGGCUCCCACUGGAUGGGUGCAUGUUGAAAAGGACAUUGAUUUCAGUGAUCCCAAGGCUCGUGCGAACCUCUUAGACGUAAUGUUGGCAUCGAGCGAUUCGUCGCCGUCAUCGUGCGGGUCUUCCCCGGCCGAGCCUCCGCCCCCCUACUCCCGGCUCCACCGGCUGCACCGCUCCAGGAGACAGAAAACCGCGGCGGCGCUGCGCAGCCGCGGGCUCGGCGUGCUGCGAUUCCCGCGCACGCGCCGCCCCUCCAUCCUCGGCCGCGACGGAUUCUUCGUCCGCUACGGCGACCGCGAGCGCGCCGCAGUCGCCACCUUCGACUUCCUAGACGAACUCUCCUCACCGGACACCAAAGACUGUACCUAAAUUAGCAAUAAACGCGUCCCAAAUAUUAUAUUUUUCUAUGUCGCUCGUUUGUGAUAGUUUAUGGUGAGCGACAGUGACGGACGGAGUUGUCUCGCUUUCGCGCCUGUAGUAAGACUGCUGCGAAUUAUCCUUGUUUUAGCUUUACAAAGAGCAUGGAAUCGAUGAGUCGGGUAAGAACAUAUGUAUUUCCAUUGCGAUAGCUGGAAAUCUCAUAAUUAUAUUAGCGUUUUUAUAUAACAAUGCUCGUGCGAUGAAGUGUUUGUACUGCCGGUUUAUUUGGAAUUCGCAGGGCAGUCUUACAGUAAAUUUGUGAGCCAAAUAGUUUAAGUGUAGCGUUAUCUGUGGCUCCACGAUCCGCAGGGCUGCAGCUUUAGAUAUCUUUCAGGCUUCUUAUGGUACUUUACAAAUUUAUCUCGUGUAGAUGUUGUAGUCCUUUCUCACUUUCGACUAAUAGAACUACGACGAAGCACAUAGGAUAGUUAUUUUAUAUACUUCCUAGAUUUUCUUUAGUAGGUGUGGGAGGAAGUGACUUUAACACAAAUGGCACUGAUGCGUUUUGUAAGAGUUAAGAAUAAAUGCAAUCAAAGCAACUGUGAAAUGUGAAAAACAAAUCUAAGCGGUUUAAGCUUGUUACAAUGCUUCCUACAAGCAAAACAGCUUUCUAAAACAAUAGUAAUAUGGUUGAUGAUUACUUCCUGCGAUGUCUAGCUUGCGCUUCGAACCAAAACCGACAACUUUAGGUAAGAAGACGAAAUAACUAAUGACUAAGUAAUUGAAAGCUGCGGCCUCGAAGUAAUGUGAUAUUUUUGUAUAUACUGUAAGUCCCACUUAUUUUCAUAUACAUUUAAAUGGAUUCCUUUGUAACCGAACGAAGCGUACUGUUGGUCCUAGGGUGAAGUUCUGUGUUUCAGAGUCUGUGCACCUAAACUCAAGCUAUCGCGUGAUGUAACCACAUCUUUUGAAUUAAUAUAACGAAAAAUAUGAUUGCAACGCGCAAUGGUUAUUAACUAAUCAUAAUACAUAGGUACUUAUGUAAAUAUUGAGGAUUACUACUAAUUACGAAUUAGGAACACUUAUUAAUAAAAUAUAGGCAACAAUAACGAGCGAUUAACAUUAUAAAAUCCAUUAAAUCGAAGGGUACUAAAGUAUGUUAGGUGUAUAUAAUUAUUAUGUCAUUGGAUGCUAUUUAUUGACUAUCGUUUGCGGAGUGUUCAUCUUUUAUGUAUACUUAAGUACAUAUCAUGAAUUGUAUGAUUUCGUUAAGCAACGAUCCUUGUAUUUUAAGAUUCGACUUGUGUGCAAGUGAAUAAAGUAAUUUUAUUUUGUAAAAUGUAAAAAGGAACCGUGAUUGUAUAUUCUGAUUCGAUAGUUGUUAAUUUGUGACGAUUUUCACAUGCAUUUUGUACGUCCAAUUUAAUAUCGAUUCAAUUUUGUGUACUUACACUUUUUUUUCUUUCAUUUAAUGUAAAUCGAUUUUAACGCAAGUCGAUAGCUUGCCGAUUGCUUUGCUAAUGAAACUUGAUGGUUAUAAACCUCGUCAAUUUUGGGUUUUAUUAUUUGAUAUUAUUUUUAACCAAAGCGUCUUCACAAAACGAUUAAUGCCACCACUUGUUACACUGCGACACUUUUUAAUAGUUUUAAAUUGUAUUUUACCAAAGGUGGGCUAGGAAUUCCUAAUUAGGAGUGAGUAAUGAAAAUCUUCGUCACAUUUUUCUCUGUUACUACAUAUAAUUAUUUCCUUUAUUACCUUAAAUUUAUUUCUUUAAAGUCUUGUUAUUGUUACAUAUUUAAAUCAGUUUUAUGAUAACGCAUGUUCUUAGCACAACUUUGGUGAACUAGCAACUGUAAUCUACAUUUAUUUUUACCCAGCUUCUUUUAAUGGUAAAGAUUGAAGACAAUAAAGGAAGAUUUAUACUUAUUAUUAAUGAAUAUCGAAGUGUCGACUUGAAACUAUAAUAUUAACAUGUUAGAAGUAUGCUACGAUGUAAAGUCCGGUGAGCUGCAGAAACAGAACAAAUGAACCCAAAUACGAGCUAUAUGCUGUCUUAAAACUUGGCAAAUUUGUUCUGUAUUGUACCUCUCAGUGUUAUUGACGAAGUUUGAUAUGGCAUAAAUCUUCUGCUCACAUUUUCUUUUUGGUUAGGGGUAAGGUUAACCUAUAACAGUCUUGGAGACGCAGAAAAUAAGACAUAUUAUGCCUUAUCAACAUUCGUGAAUAGCCCCGCUUGUCGGAGAGUAAUUUGCCUAUUUGAAACUUGUAAACGUUCUCUUGUAUUCGGAUACAUGCACUGAUGAUAUCGACAAAACCCGCUUUUGAUGUGAAAUACGUCCGUCCAAAGCCGAAUUAGCAAUACCCUCUUGCCUUGAAUCUUAAGCUGAAUAUUUGCUAAUUCAUAAAAAAAAAUUAGUUACAUCACGUUUCUUUUAAAUUGCAAGUUUAACAUUUUAAUUUCCCGCCAUUCUUGGUAACAUCAGUGUAGGUAAAUUCGAAUACAUCAUUCGUUUUAUUUACAUUAAAAAAGUAUGGAUAAAUAAAGAGUUUGGAUUGUAACAUGAUGAUUAUGAAAAUAUAUAUAAUUUCCUGUUAAUUCAUCGAAAUGACUUGGCGUGUAUCAUUUCACGUAAAGUAUGUCAUAACCAUUAUAUCAUGUAAUCGUAGGAUCGAAAAGGUACUGUGAUCAGUAACUACCAUUGAAUUUUGGAACACAAUAGGGUAUUUUCCUGGCACAUUAAUAAAAUUUCAAGAUUGGAUCGUGAUUCGUUUUAUGGUUAUAAUGUUAUAAUUAUUCUUAACUAUUCUAUAUGGAAACCAGGAUGAUAAUAGCUAUAAAAUUUACUGAUAUUGUAAACAUUCAUAACAGUUGAAAUUUUACUAUUAAAAAAAUAAUAAUAUGCAGGGUUAACAACCUAGCUAAGAUAAUAAACAACAAGAUUUGUUCUACAAGUGUUAGCAUACAUAACUCAAUAAUAGAAAUUAUUUUUACAGGGUUUUAUUUGUACUCUUGUGACAUUUGUAAAUCUAUGUUCAAAUAAGGACGUGAACAUGUUCAGUUCAGCCCUACUGCUGGCUAGGUCAAAUGCAAGCAAUAUUGUGAGACAUUUUAUAAAUAAUUAAAAUAAUUCUGUAUAUAUAAAUUGGUCUGUCUCAUGGAAACUGCCCUAUUGAUGUUAAUUUUGGAGCACAAUCGGCGAUAAAAUAGGUAUUCCUGUGUAUUGGGUGCAUUUGUUAGUACGUGCUAACGUAAGAGAUAGAAUACUUAUAGGUAGGUACUUUCAACAGUACAAAAUGUGUAGAGUAACAAUAUAAUUUAAUUAUCUACUAUAACAGAUGGGUUCAAUAAACUAUUCCGUUCCCAAUUUAA